Molecule: messenger RNA, 9157 nt
Organism: Nasonia vitripennis (jewel wasp)
Lineage: Eukaryota; Metazoa; Arthropoda; Insecta; Hymenoptera; Pteromalidae
Gene: lilli
Product: AF4/FMR2 family member 4
Exons: 21
Coding region: 837-5348 (1503 amino acids)
Biological process (GO): regulation of gene expression
Cellular component (GO): super elongation complex; nucleus
Source: RefSeq, a predicted model, not a curated record
CGCCGCGACUCUCCUCGUGUUUAUACGCGAGAGGCAGCGCCGCGUGCUGCUGUGCGCUGCUCUUUAACUCGCGCGCGCGCCGGCGCAUGCGCCCCCCGUGUUUACGUGCGCGACGCACACUCACACUGUCGCACAGCGCCUACUAUAGUAUACUGUAACGAAUACUCGCGUGUGCGUGUUUUCGGAUCGAGCGGCCUUUCGCGUGAAAGCGCGACCACGACUCUGCUGAUACUAACAUAUAUACAUGCACUUGUGUACGCGAGUGACUGUGUGCGAGUGUCCGUCUGUGCAUCCAACUUCUCUUUCUUUCUCACUCGGAAGUGUAUAUUAUGUGCGCGUAAUAUAAUCGAGAUCGCGACUCCUAAAUCACCUAGUACUCACUUUCUCGCUUCUCCUUCUCGCGCGUCCUACACUGUGUGCUGUGCGAUAAAUAUUGUUCUUCUGGAAUCAUACGAUAUCCUUCGAAAGUGGUGUCAGUGUGAAGUUCUUUUUCUUUCCGAGAAGAGCGACGUCGACGACGCCGACGACGACGACGUCAGCGACAACAACAACAGCCCCGGAGGCUUUUCCAACUUCGGAGCAGCAAUAACCGGCAGCGGCAGCAACUGUCUCUCUCUUUCGGCAAAGUGAAUGGGAGGACGGCGCCGUGAUGCAGCAGUGCCGUGGCGCGAGGCUUGAGCGCCCUGUGCUACAACCACUCGGAUAAGUCGGCGAUUCGAUCGCGAACAGAGAGAGCGCAGAGAAAGAGCGCACGAUCGAGAUCGGACAUACAGGCGCGUGUGCACGAGGGAGAGAGAGAGAGAGAGAGAAAGAGCACGGACAAGAGAUCGACAGAGAUGGAGAGAGGGAGAACGAAGCCGUCCUCCACUGGCUACUAUGACGACAGGAAUCCGCUCCUCAAGGGCACUCUAUCCAGUGUGGACAGGGACCGGCUUCGCGAAAAGGAACGACAGGCCCGGGCGGCUAUGUCGGUCCAAGCGGAGCAGGCAGCGGCCCGAGGUGCGCCGGAUACAAGGCAUGGCCACCAUCACCACGGUCAUCACAACCACGGCCACCACCACGUUGAGCCGUAUCCCGCCACCGACUCGCUCUUCCGCGCUCCCGUCAAGGUGAACCCGGACGCCCACGACAGCACGACCAAGCAGAUCCAGUCGAAGCUGGGCAACUACUCGCUGGUCAAGCACCUGCUGGUGGACGAGCCGAAGCGGCUGUUCGGCAUCGAGGGCGUGCCGGCCUCGCCGGCGCCGGUCAGUUCGAACCACAGCCGGAUGCCCUCGUCGCGGAGCUCGCCCUCGACCGGAGGCGGCGCCAACAGCGGCACCGGCUCGUCGCAGGAGUUCAAGAAGCCCGGCGGCAGCGGACCGCGCUCAUCUUCCUCGACGUCCGUCGCGACGUCCUCGUCCUCCUCCUCGACGUCCUCGUCGUCGCAGCGCGGCGGAUUCGUCAAGCCCGCCGACAGCAAGCCUCCGCACGGAGGCAGGGGAGGCUACCCCGGACAGCCCGUGAAGCACGGGAGCAGCAGCAACGAGCACCGCAGCCAUGGACUGAUACCGGCCAAAGGCCCACCUCCCGGAUCGUCUUCUUCUUCUUCCUCGGUAGGCAUGGCCGGCAGCAAUAGCGGAGCCGCUGGACAAUCGUCGUCGGGUCUCAUGGGAGGCAGCAGCGCUAGUAUGCAGAGACAGAUGCAUACCGCCAGUGUCAGACUGCCCAAGCUGAGCUUCGACGGUGUGAGUUCCAAGUUCAGCACGCCCGAGCUCGAGCACAUCCUAAAGGAAAUGACCCAGCCGCCAACGCCUCUGACCGCGAUAGCUCAGACGCCCAGGAAAGAGCUGGAGUCCAAGUUCACCUUCAACCCCCUUCUCGCCAAGCUAACGGAAGUCGUUCCGGAACCAGCGAAGCCUCAGCGUGAGAGGUCGAGGCUGUCUACUGACCUGGCGCAAGAUCUAAACCUCUCCGAGGACAGCGAAGAAGAUGAGGCUCCAAGCACAGGGCCCCCGAGGCCGAUAAAGGAUGGCCGGAGUCCUAUGUCAGUAGAUCUGACAGCGCCGUUGAUUUCGGCGAUGUCAUCGGUGCAACCGCCACUGGUCCCGAUGUCCCCUCUGCCCAUGUCCCCGGACGGAGCGUUGUCGUUGAUAAGGCCGCUCUCGCCACCGCCUCAGCCUAUGCAACAGCAGCAGCAGCUCCAGGCCCCGGCGAUGCCGCAGCCUAUCCAGCACACGACGUCCCAUCACUCGCCGAUGGUCCUCUCGGCAGCCAAACCCUCGCCUCAGCCACAGCAGCAGCAACUGCCGGUUAGGAGGGCUGACAGCCCUGACGAGGAGCCGUCUAAAAGCUCGCACCAAAGACCGCCCAGUCCGCCUGGCGAAGCGCCAGCUAGUUCGGGGAGCGCCUCGUCCUCGUCGGACUCGGGCUCGGACUCGGGCUCCGACAGCAGCGACGACUCGGAAGACGAACCCAACACCAGCACGACGCAGCCGGCCGUCAAAGGUCCAACCACGCCGCCCUCUGCGUCGCCCCAUGAGGUUCCGAAAGAGCCCCCACCCCCGGCCGAGGAGUCAAAACCACGCUGGAACCUGUCCUCAUUCUUCAGCAAGGCGGCUGAGCCGCCGCAACAGCAACCCCCGGAACAGACAAAGAAGAAGGACGAGGCCACGCCCAGGCAGGCCCAGACGCAGGCUCAGAGCCAGCCGGAGCGACGCUCUUCCCGACACUCGCAGCAUCACGACUGGGAACUCGAGAGGAACAGGAACGCGACGCAGCUGAGCAGCCUCAGCGACAGCGAACAGCAGAGCGACGUCGAGAAGGCGCAGGUUAAGGAGCCCCCCAGGGCCCAGGCGCAGGCAGAAAAACCAAAGCCCCCGGAUGUCCGCAAGCGCGGCAGACCUCGUAAAACGGAUAAAAGCCCGAAACCGGCGGCGUCCGUACCUGAAGAACCGAAAGUCCCAGCCAAACGCAGUCGUCAGCGCAGUAGACAAACGUCGACGAGCAGUCCGACCCGACGCAACAAGAAGCAGCCGCUGUCGAAGGAGACCCUGACGACGACGACGACGACAUCGAGUGACGAUGGCAGCGACGGCGGUCACCGUUACUCCGACUCUGACUCGGACCCACUGGCUCAGGUCAAGUUACCACCCCCGGCACCACCAAGUCACAGCAGGAGGACACAGCCAUCGGCGGCUGAUAAGAAACGCCACAGAUCCAGGCUCAGUGAAUCUACCAGUGAAGAAGAGGACGAUAACGAUGAUGAUGAUGACGAGAGGCCGCAUCGGCGCGGAAAGAGAUCGCAGGACGAGGAUUCCCGCUGGAGCAGGUUACCCUCGGUGAAAAGAAAUAGCAAACUGAGCGAAUCGCCAAAGAAGGUACAAGAGAAGAAGAAAAGCCCGCCGAAACUCAAACCUAGAAGGCAGCGGUCCCGAGUUGCCAGUGCUCCCGAGUGUCCCUCGGAAUCGGACAGCGAGUCUGAGGUGGCCUUAAGGACCAAUCGGAAGGUUGCACGAGUUCAGCCAAGGCCUCGAGUUCCGCCAACGCGCACGACGUCACCCGACAAUUCGGACAGUGACAACAGCCCAGCUUCGGUAAAACUCCAGGACGAGACCGGAGCCACGGUUCAGGACAACAAGAAGAGCGCCUUGCGUCGUCUGUUUGUUGAUUCUCGCGCCAAGGGCGGCAAAGGGGGCAAAGGAGGCAAAGGAGGCAAAGGUGGCGCCAAGUGCGGCAUCUACGUGGAAGAGUAUACGGGUAAUACGCCAACAGGCAGCGAGAGCCCAUACAAACGACCUGCGCCAGUCAUGGCGCCUGACAGGCAAGAGGAGAAGCGCUCAGAGGAGAAGAGGCAGCAGGUAAGCUUCCCACCACUGAGCUUCGUUAACGGAGUUCCGAAGCUCAUGUGUAAGCUUGACCUGAACAAACUUGGACAUAUACCCCAGUUGUCCAGGGGACAAGAAAUCAGACAGAGAACUGAGAUGCCAGAUACCAGGCCGUCUUCAAGACAACAAUCGAACUCACGUACAUCACAGAGGCCUUCGACGCCGGAGGAGGGUGAGAUCGUCGAGUCCCGGAGUCACGCCAGCGGCGCAAAUGCCGCCGAGGACAGCGACUCGGCGGCCGCCGCGGUGACACCAAAGGGCGGCAGCUCCCGAAGCAGCAGUAGUGGGAAUAGCCGAGUGAUCAAAAGUGAUACUGCGGACGCUAAAUCGAGCGACGCGAAGCCGAUACCGAGUGCAAGUGACAGUAAUAGUGCCGGCGGUAGUGGUGGUAGUGGUGGUGCUAGAGGUCAUGUGAACUCGGCGACUACUGGUAGUGGUGUUAAGAGGAAACGCAAAGAGAGCUGCAGCUCUGUAUCCAGUCUUAGUACUGUUUCCUCGGGUGACACAAAGGUCAAGAGCGAUAUCAAGGAGGACAGGAAAAAGCGGAAGAGGAAGCAUCAGGAACAGGAGAAUGUCGCCAGGUUCCCUUCGAGUCAGCAGAGUGACGCACAGCCCACGAAUCACGAGCGGGAAGAGAAGCCUGACAUGAGUCUGCUGCCUCCGCCGCCGCAACGCUUCUAUUCCUACUUUUACAUACAAAGCGAUGCUAUGGAGGACCUAGACAGCUACCAGGAGCAGUACUUGCAAGAGGCGAAGCGACUGAAGCAUCUUGCCGACGAGGAGAGGGACGUUACGACGCAGGGUUUACUGUACCUUGAGGGUGCUAUAUACUUCCUGCUCACCGGCCAGGCUAUGGAGUCGUCACGCUCCAUAGGUACAGCCUAUAGAAUGUACAAAGAUACUCUUUCAAUCAUCAAAUUCAUCGCGAAUAAGUUCCAGUCUACGGUAUCUAGUAACUCAUCUAGUAACACAGUUGAAAGUACCAUUCACACAAGACUGCUUACUUUGAGUUUAUGGUGCCAAUCCCUUAUAUACCAGAAGCUAUUCGCCAUGAGAAAGAGCGAGAUUAAGGGGAAUUAUAUAUUCUUGGAGGAAUAUUUUGCAAAGCCUGAAGGCCAGGGCACACCGUCCCUGUCGCCGACGCCGUCACCCGCGGGAUCGGUCGGAUCAGUCGGUAGUCAAAGCAGCGGCUACAGCAGUGGUGAGCUUGCCAACCGCGGACUAGCUAAUGGUCAGGCACCGUCUAGCUAUCUUAGUGUACCCUCACAAGUACACGCCGCCAUGGCUAGGCAGCACCAUGACUUAGGGCUGCUCAUCAAUGCCCACGACAAGUGGGAUAAAGCCAGGGACCUUGUUACCGACAGGCACAGAGAUUUUUUCAUCGAGCUGGACGAGACGUUGGGACCCUUGACGCCGAAGAGUUCGCUGACGGAUCUGGCGCGUUACGUGCAGGCCGGCAUUAAGAAGCUGCGCACUCUUUGACCCAAGUGGCACAGCCCCCGGCCGCCCACGCCAACGAGCUACAUAACCUCGCUGCCCCACAACAUCGCCACCUAUCCGACCAUGUACACGUAGGCGGUGCGCGAAUGCCGUGCAGCCCUUUUACUUUAAUGUAAUUAGAUACAGAGGAAAAUGUGCGAUUAAAGCGGCACGGGGGCGUGUGCCUUCUUCUCGCUCGGUAUUGAUGCGAUGCCGCAGAUGACGACGUCCCCAUUUAAUUAAUGUUAUCCUCUGUUGGUUAAAAUAAUUAGAAAGACUGGAAUAUUUAGCGUUUGAAACUUAAAAGAAAUGCUAAAGAGCGGAAAAUUCGUCUGCGUCUACUAUUAUACAUAGAGAGAAAAACGAGAUAUGGUCGUUGUAUCACACGUUUGUAAAAUUGUAGAGAAGAUAAUAUCACGAGGAGAAUUAUGAUGAUAAACUACUACUUUUACUAUUAUUAUUACUCUUAUUAUUAUUAUUAUUAUUAUUAUUAUUAUCAUCAUUAUUAUUACAUUACUAUAUUACCUUUUUUUAAUUUUAUUGAGGGUACAGUUGUCUUAAGAUUUGUAAAAAAUCGAAUCCUGUAUUUUCCAUUGUAAUGGUACUUGCAAGGUAGAUUAUCUGAUUGAUAAAGAAGCAUGCUUUUUUGUUUACUUGUUUAUAGUUAUCAUUAUUGUAUAAUUUUAUUAUAUUUUUUGCUUCUUCGGUCAAGCCUAUUGCAACUGUUUUUCUUUGACAGAUAAACUCGUGAUUAGAUGAAAGAAUUAUUGACCGACUGGUUGCUAUUACUGAUGAUAUAAAUCGUCAGCUUCAAGCUUUCUUUUGUGGUACGCAUUGUGUAUUUUUCGAAAGUAAAACGUCAAGUCUUCCGUAUAGCAAAUUGAAAAAUUUUUUUACAUUUUUUUUUAAAAGACUGCAAAUUUUGUAAUAUGAACACGAUUUUGUAUUUGCUUUUGAGAAGUACUUAUGUUUUUACAUCGAACGGUUGUGUUUCGAUACAGAAAAAGAGAAUUACUGAUUUUUUAAAAUAUUAAGAUCAUACUGACCUCUAUUCUAUUUUACUCAAAUAGAUAGAUGUAUAUGUUAGAAAGCAUUGAGUGUCACUAAAUUGUUUUCUUCUUUUUCUGUUUUAAAGUGAUCAGACUCUGAGUAGAGUGUAAAUUUAAAAUGUUUUAAAUCCAUUGUAUACGAAUUUUCUUUGUUUUUUUUACACAGCAAUGAAAAGAAACGCAUACAAAUAUUCUUAGUUAAUUUUUUCAUUUUACGACGUACUACACAAAACAUUGCGCUGGAAAGUAUGCGCAUAAUCGAUAUUAGCAAAAUUGAAUUGUUAGCAAGAAGUUGAAAAUUGAACUGGUAUAAAGAACGUAAAGUUAGAAAAAGUAAAGUUAAAAGAGCGCGAGAGAAAUCGUCUAAGAAAGUGCCACAGGAAGAAUCGUGGAGGUUACCUGAAUAAAAAGCAUGUACGUUAUAUAAAUUAAGUAAUCCAAAUGUAAGAAAAAUCACAAACGAUAUAGUUUAUUACGUAUACAAAGGAAUCUAUAUACAUAUACAUAUAAAUAUAUAAAUAUAUAAAUAAAUAUAUAUAUAUAUAUAUAUACACAAAUUAUUAUUAUAUAUAUAUUUGAAGAGAAACAAAAACAGAGAAAGGAAAACCCUCGGAGUAGAAAUUACGUACGUAAUUUUCUCCAGAUUCUCGAUAUCGUCAUCACAUUACGUCCGACAGUUGCUGGAGCGGAAAACGUUUACACUGUGCAAAAUGAUUUAAAUGUAAUUACAAGUUUUCCCUCUGUGCCAUCGGAUACCAUGCGACGAUAUUCGCAAGGAAUGCGUGUAGAUAGGUGCGAGAAACAUUGUACGUAGACUAUAAUUAACAAAAAAAUUGAAAGAAAGAAUUAUAAAACAAACAAACGAGCGAGAUGAUGGUCUCCGAACUCGUAUGUAUAGCGAUGAAAGAAACGAGAUCAUGCGGAAAAUAAACAUAUUAUUUGCAUAACCUAGAAAUAUAUGGGGAAAGUAGUGGUUUUAUUAGAGAGAAAGAGAGUACGAUGAAUUACAAAAGAAUCACACACAAAUACGAUAGAAUGAGAGUGUAAACGCGAUUUUUUGUAAGUCUUCUCAUAUAUGUAAGGUUUUGAAGCGCAAAAAGGAAACUCGACCCUUCCCGAGACCUUUGAGUAUACCACCUCCGCCCCAAAACUCGACGUUUCAUAACGUGUAUUUUUGCAAAUAAGAUAUUUAAGAGAUUAAUUAAUAGCAAAAAAAUUGAAAAUUAUGUAAUGAUUUACAGAAAAAAAACGAAGGAUAAAAGACGUCUGUCGAGUUAAGCCGAGUUUUGGAUCUGUAGCGUGGGGGACUCGUGACGAGGGGUCGAAAAAAAUAGAAAAAAUAAAAGCGAGAAAAACGCAGACGAGAAUACGACUUUAUAAAUCACGAACAUGCGUUGCGCACGACAACUCUUUUUAAAUCAAUGUGCAACAGAAUAGAUAAAGUAAAUAAACAAAAGAGUUGUAAGUCCGCAAAUAUAUUGUAAGUUUGCUCACUGUGUAUAUUUUUGUAAAUAGGGUAUACGUAUUUUGCGAUCGCAGCCUUUGAAGAUUUUCGCUAUCUAAACAUGUCUUACCGAUGAGAAAAGCAAAGGAAGAAACUAUAGGAUUUACAAUAAAAUCGAUGACAGUGGAAAAACGGUGACCCACUCUAUUUUUUCGAUUCGUAAAAGCAAGGUGCUUAAUUUCUACAGUCUUUCUUUUUCCAUUCGCCGUUUCAUCUAUCCUUCUUCGCUGAGUUUCUCUUACUCCUAUUACUUCUUCCUUCGUUUAAGAGCAGAGCAAUGAUGAGCAUUUACCUUCUUAUUUGUUCAAAAAUUCAAUAUCUCUGUUACGUCAUUUCUUUCGCAAAGAAACAAAAACCGUACACACCGAAUCAACAAUUGUAAAUUAAAAGAUAAAAAAAGACGAAAGAAAAAACACAAAGCGCGGUCCAAUGGUUCAUGGGAGACAAUUUUUUACGAUAUUAUAAUUGAAGUAACAAAUAAAAAAAAUGACUUAAAUCCACAAAAGGGAUGGGAGCGCUCUCGUUUGUAAAUACAAGUGGUUAUAAAUCGCACAAAAGAGGGAAAAAGCAGAUAAUUAAAUUUUAACGAAGUUGAUGAUGCAUUUCAUCGAGGCAAUGCAUAAUAACAAAAAAGUUUUUAGGUGCGAUGAUAUGAGAGGGUAAUAGUUCAUUACAAUGAAAGUCGGCCACAAGGAAUCGCUUGAGCCAUUGGUUCUUUUUCAUACACUUAAAUUAUGUCUUACGCAAUUUCGUCCCUUUACGAACGGAUUGAGUUAGAACUCAAGUUUGCAAGUUAAAUUUAGAAGAUGAAAAUAUACAUGCUCCAUUAUCGUCAAUUUUUUUGAAAGCAUCGCUGUAAUUUGCCAAGUGUAACAUGAAAUUAAGAAGAUAACAAAUUCGAUUGUACGUCUUAUUUAUUGUUAGUUUUUGUUUAGAAAAUUUAAUUAUUGGUAUAUUAUGUAAUAUAGACGAAUAAAUAUGAAAUCAUUUAAAUUGCAGAUGAUUAUCGGAAAUGUUACUCUUAUUAUGAUAAAACUGCAUCGUCUGUUCUCUAACUUGCGUUAUUUUCUACUAUACUUAUCAUUUUCUCAUACCUCGAUUGUUUUUGCUAUAAUUUUUUCAUAUUUGUAUUUUCCUUUGAUAUUUAUCUUAUUUUUUGUAAUACAAAAAAGCGAAUAGAAUUUCUGCUGUGUACGUUAAGCUUCGUUGUUGAACAAAAGAAGUGACUAAUAAACGAAGCCUCUUGUGCAUAAUUCUAA